UUCCCCAGUAGCGAAAAACGAGCAGCAGUGUGUGAAUGUGGCAACCGAGGUAGACAGGGAGGGGUACAUAAGCUGGCCAGACCCAGGCUCUUGUCUUUUUUCCUUUAUUUUUCUUUUCUCGCAUAGCCAAGUGUUUACAGUUCGUGCACCGCCGCGGUUGUGAAGUUGUUUACGGGGCAGAAAAUCCGGCCGCUGCUGCUUUUCUCUGGGACUAACCGCUGUCGUUGUGAAAACAGUCCAGAAGAAAGAAAGAAGGAAAGGGAGAAACAACAUGGGGCGAUAAUUUAAAAAAAAGGUGUUGUGUUGUGAGCGGACGAUGACUCUCUGGGAGGACCCGUGAAGCUUAUUUAUUUUUAUUUAUUCCCCUCCCUUCCUUCUUCCCUCUUUCCCUGUGUCCGCUUUUGUUUUAUUAUUUUGUAACAUUUCCCCUACCCCCCUGCCAGUUUGGGAGAUUUUUUAAAGGAAAAGGCAACAAGAAGAUUGAAGAAAUGGACCAAGCCGGCAUCCUGAGAAAGUUUAUCCAGGGGGUGAAGGCCAUGAGCGACGGGAACGAUGAGAGGGGAGAGGAUAACUUCGGCAGCGACUUUAUGCGGUUACGACGGUUAUCUACCAAAUACCGGACAGAGAAGAUCUACCCGACCAACAUAGGGGAGAGAGAGGAGAAUGUGAAGAAGAACAGAUAUAAAGAUAUACUGCCAUUUGAUCACAGUAGAGUGAAGCUGAAGCUAAAAACAACCAAUCAGGACACAGAUUACAUCAAUGCUAACUUCAUUAAGGGUAUGGAUGGCCCAGAGGCCUAUAUUGCAACUCAGGGUCCACUGCCGAACUCUGUCAUCGACUUCUGGAGGAUGAUCUGGGAAUACAAUGUUGCUGUUAUUGUGAUGGCUUGUCGAGAGUUUGAGAUGGGAAGAAAAAAGUGUGAGCGGUAUUUCCCGAUGCAGGGGGAGCAGCCUAUGAGCUUUGGCCCUUUCAGAAUCUCCUAUGAAUCGGAGCAGGCCAGAACAGACUACUUCAUCAGGACUUUGACAGCACAGUAUGAAAAUGAAUCCCGUAGGAUAACGCAGUUCCAUUAUAUGAACUGGCCAGAUCAUGACGUCCCCUCAUCAUUUGAUUCCAUUUUGGAUAUGAUUGGGCUGAUGAGAGAAUACCAAGAGAACAAUGAUGUCCCAAUAUGUGUACACUGCAGUGCAGGCUGUGGGAGGACAGGAGCUAUCUGUGCUAUUGACUACACAUGGAACCUCCUCAAAGCCGGGAAAAUUCCAGAAGAUUUUAAUGUAUUCCGGUUGAUCCAAGAGAUGAGGACACAGCGACACUCGGCUGUUCAAACCAAGGAAGGAAAAAUAAGAGGGUUUCCCUUAUUUUCCACUUUUCACAAAUGUCGUGUCCAACUAUUUUGUUACUCUUGUGUGUGUGUCCAGGAUGAAAGCAGUCCUGACAAAGCAAGCAACCAAUUAUCGGAUGAUACAUGGGACACUCCACCUCCAAAACCUCCCCGCAUUCGCAGUACGCAGGUUGAAGGCGACGUAAAGGAAGAGAUCCUCCAACCCCCAGAGGCUCACCCCGUACCACCCAUUCUGACCCCAUCUCCUCCGUCAGCCUUCCCGACUGUCACGAACGUGCGACAGGACAAUGACCGCUACCAUCCCAAACCCGUCAUCCAUGUCCUCGCUACUGCGCAGCACAACGUGACAGAGGAUAAGAACACAGACCAGCAGCAGAAUCAGCUAGAGCCCAGUCCAAACAAACAGACCAGUCCCUCAGAGCAGAAAGAUCAAGAGCAACUAAGCCGAAAACAGCAGAGUCAGGUCUCAAGUCUGGAUCUCAAUGACAACUACAACAACAAAAUGUCUUCAAAGUCAGAAUCAGGCCAAAGCCAGACUCAGACCCCAUCCUCGCCCCUCUCCCCAGCUGUUGAUUGUUCUGGUGCUCCUCGAAUCGAGAGGAAGCUCAGCAUUGAGAUUAAAAAGGUGCCACUGCAAGAAGGACCUCGCAGCUUUGACACCUCCUCGUCGAUGGGAGUAGCCGGCGGACAAGGCUCCAGUUCUAGUAACAACAGCUGCGCACUGCAAAGAAGUCACGCAUUUAAAGCUCGCACUGGUCAGUCCCUUCUGACAUCCAGCUCCUCUCUGUCAGAGGACUCUGGCACAGAGGGAGGAGCUUGUGGAUGUGGAGAGAGUCAAGCAGAUGGAGGCAGCCUCGCCAGGCCGAACCACCUUCCUGUGAAGAGUGGAGAGAAGGUGGAGAAGCAGGGAGGGGAUUUGAAAGCCGGCCAUGCAGCGUGGACUCAACACAGCAACAGCCCGGACAAACAGUACCCCAAGACCACCUCCUCUUCUUCCUCCUCAGACCGUGUGGCUCCAUCCUCAUCCUCCUCCUCCCACCUCUCCUCUUCCUCCUCCUCCUCCACACCUGUUAGGACUGCCCUGAGUUUCACCAACCCCCUGCACUCUGACAACUCGGACGAGGAGGGGAAGGUGUCCGAGGAGAUGUCCGGAGGAGGAAAGGAAGCUUUUCGUACAAGCGUAUCCACAGCGACUGCCACCGUAACGGCAUCCUCUCAACAUGGAGACCAGCAGCCGGUCAGAAAGGUGUCGCCGAUGUCAAUUGCAGGGCAGAUCACACCAACGGUCUCUCCAUCCUUAGCAAACUGCUGGGACAGCGACGACUCCCCUCCCCCUCUCCCCGAGCGAACCCCUGAGUCCUUCAUACUGGCCACAGACCCUUUGGAAGCGAAAACAUCAGCUUCAGCCGAGUGGAGUUCACAUAAAGAUGCGUCUGACUGUGCGACGACCUCUCCAGCCGACCUUCCAUCUGCUGGCACCACAACAAGCAACAACAGCAAGCCAGAGCUGGGGUUCGGUAACCGCUGCAUUCAGCCCAAAGGUCCUCGACGACCCCCCCUGGAGUGGACAUGAUGGAACAGUCCAGCUGCCCGUCCACCACCACUGUCCUCCCUUGUCAGGAGAUGGGGUCUACCAACCUCACCUGGCUGGUCCAAAAACCAAGAUGAUAGAUGCUACGCAUUUCAUAGAAAAACCUUCUGAGUGACUGUUUGCCAGUACCCUCCUCUUCCUCCUCCUCCUCCUCAGUCCUCCCUGCAAAGUGCCACUGUGCCGAGCAGGGACAGUCAAGAGGCUAGAAUGUUCUCCUCCUCAGCUUGCUGAUGUUGGCAGGUUUGACUACUCUAGAUGCUGACCUGGGAUCAGUUAUUUCCCUGUUUUAAUAAAGGAUAAUUCCUGUGGGGGGUUUUUCUCACCUUUGUUUUUUUUUUUUUUUUUUUGGGGGGGGGGGGUGACUGGAGAGAAGACUAAGAGCGGGCAUGUUUUUCCUCCAUGAGCUGUAGACACCUCACUUUUAAGGCUGUUACAUGUCAAAUAUAAAUAAUAAGUGUUCAGGCUGAGCGCUUUGUUUAAAGCCAAAUGAGAAUUUUUUUUCCUCCUAUAUCAGGAAUUACCUUAAAUUAGAAAAACUACUGUGGGAGGCUGAACUCCCAGAAGUUGUCUGUUGCCUCCUACUGAACGAACAACAAUCUUGAAAGCGAACUUCGAUAAUCUGUUACCCAUUUCUGUUGGGUAUGCACAGGUUGCCAGGGUGCUCUCUCUUUGUCUCUCUCUCCCUGUUUCAAAGUGCUGGUGCUACAUUACAAAGGAUCGUCACGGAAACGAAAGCGCUAGAGCUCACUGUUACCCGUUUCUCACUGCUGUUAGCUCUGCCAUUUUACACGUCCAUGCUUCUCUGCCAGAGUGACAGGUUAACAAAGUUUGGCCAUUGUGGUGUUCAUUAAAGUGCAGCUGGUGAUUUUAUGGCAGCGGGCAGUAAUAGUUGUGUCAAUGUCUCAGUGGCAACUAACUGAGCUUUAAAAAAUAAAUAAAUAAAAAAAAUAAAAAAAA
Pundamilia nyererei is the source of this 3890-nucleotide messenger RNA. RefSeq names its product protein tyrosine phosphatase non-receptor type 12 (gene ptpn12). Lineage: Eukaryota; Metazoa; Chordata; Actinopteri; Cichliformes; Cichlidae. Gene Ontology annotation, molecular function: non-membrane spanning protein tyrosine phosphatase activity. The transcript has 17 exons. The record is from RefSeq and is a predicted model, not a curated record. Gene Ontology annotation, cellular component: cytoplasm; nucleus. Gene Ontology annotation, biological process: protein dephosphorylation. The coding region runs from base 489 to 2915 and encodes 808 amino acids.